This is a messenger RNA of Erinaceus europaeus (western European hedgehog), 485 nucleotides long. Its product is annotated as tetratricopeptide repeat protein 32. The record is from RefSeq and is a predicted model, not a curated record. Lineage: Eukaryota; Metazoa; Chordata; Mammalia; Eulipotyphla; Erinaceidae. Gene Ontology annotation, molecular function: protein binding.
AUGGACUGUCAGCAGGGGCAGGAUAGUCAUGCCACCCUUGGCCUUGCCCAGGCCCAUUUCCUGAAGGGCUAGUACGUUGAGGCUGAGAUGCUGUACUCCACUUACAUUUGCCAGUGCUCCUGUGCAGCCUCAGGAGGCACGACGCUGAGCAAAUGCAGCCCCGAGGAUGUGGCUACUGCAUAUAACAAUAGGGGGCAAGUCAAGCACUUCAGGGUUAAUUUUUAUAAAGCCAUGGAUGACUACACAUCUGCCACAGACAUCCAACCCACUUUUGAAGUCCCCUAUUACAACUGAUGGCUGAUACUAUACAGUCUGGGAUGUUUUGAUGAUGCAUUGGAAGACUUCAAGAAGGUAUUAGACUUAAGCCCUGAGCUUCAGGAUGCUACCUUGAGUUUAAGACAGACUAUUCUAGACAAAGAAGAAAAACAAAGAAGACAUUACUGAAGAAAAUGGAAACGUAAUUGAAAUAUCAAGUCAUAAUUGAA